CGCCUGCGCACCGCGGCCGCGCCUGCGCACCGUGCCCGGGUCGGCCGGACAGGGUCACCCUGAGGGUGCUACUCCGCCGCGAUGUUGACCCGGUUCCUGGGCCCGCGCUACCGGGAGCUGGUCAAGAACUGGUGGCCCACGGCCUACACGUGGGGUGCGGUUGGCAUCGUGGGGCUGGUGUGGGUCACCGACUGGCGGCUGAUCCUGGAGCGGGUUCCUUACAUCAAGGGCAAGUUUAAAAAGGAUGAUUGAUUCCGCCGACCCUUCGCAGACCCGUCCGGUGCCUGGUGGCGCCAACUCAUCCCACCUCAGCGCCUGCUGUGUCUGGAGCAGUGCACGUCCUCAGGAUGGACAGGAGGAAAUCCACAGCUCCACUUCGGACUUCUGUUUCUGAAAACAGCUUGGAUGUUUCAAUGCACGUUGUAUUAAACCUCACUGAAACCUG
Molecule: messenger RNA, 445 nt
Organism: Cebus imitator (Panamanian white-faced capuchin)
Lineage: Eukaryota; Metazoa; Chordata; Mammalia; Primates; Cebidae
Product: cytochrome b-c1 complex subunit 10
Exons: 3
Coding region: 82-252 (56 amino acids)
Biological process (GO): mitochondrial electron transport, ubiquinol to cytochrome c
Cellular component (GO): mitochondrial inner membrane
Source: RefSeq, a predicted model, not a curated record